Symbiodinium necroappetens is the source of this 1695-nucleotide messenger RNA. The record is from the annotation of a GenBank genome assembly. NCBI's taxonomy places the organism in Eukaryota, Dinophyceae, Suessiales, Symbiodiniaceae.
AUGGAUGACGUAUGCCAGAUGUAUGAGCAGGUCAUGAAGAUGGACAUGGGUGGCAGGCAGCAGGUCAAGUAUACGGUGGAGGACCUUUGGUCCUUUGUCGACCGCUUGCGUGACAUUGCCUGCUUGAUCUACGACUCCCAGGGCGGUGAGUACCUGCCACACAAUCGUGAGUGGGUCAAGAACCAGGUCUUGAAGCACCUGAAGGGGCAGCUGACAUGUCUCAGGCAGCCUCCGAGCUCACGCGCUGCACUGCUCAGCGACAGCCGGUGUGCUCUUGGAGACAAAACGGCUCGAUACAAUGAGGUUUUUUUUCCGGUACUAGAACCUAUGAGAGGAGAUGCGGCCUGCACGGAAGCUGCUUUUACUACAAUGCUUGUGCCCCGGGGUCUUUGGAUCGUCAUGGUAUCUUCUGAACACGACAGGACGUGCCUCAUUCAGGGGCAGCUUCGACAAACUGGCAAGGUGGUCGGUCUCCUCGAAGAUGACGGCGCCAAAGCGGAGGCCGUACCUGCUACGCUGGUGCAGCAGACGUCGCAGUCCAGUCUGCAGGCUGACUUCGUGCUUGUUUCCCCGAUGAUUUUCGAGACAUUGUGCGUACCUGCACUGGCACUUGCCAUAGGCAGUGUGCUGCAGCAGUAUCCGGGGACUCAAUCCUCAGGCCUCCUGGUCUCCUUCUUCGGUGCGCAGACAGCGAUGAAUCUUUACAUGAAGCAGGUCUUUUCCAACUUGAGGAUGCCUGGUGGCUUCAAAGGCGUUCCAGCGCCCUUCGCCAUCACAGCCAUCCAGCAGCUGGUUAGCUUCAUAGCACCCGACCUCAGCUUGCAAGCGGCGCGCUGUUUCGGCUACCAGGUGAACUGCCGCCGACUGGAAAGCCGUCGUGAGGUGGGAUGUGUGCUUCUCCUGGCACUAGCUUUUGUUGGAAACAUCGGUCUCAACAACUUGAGCUUGUCCAUCCUGGACAUCUCUGUUCAUCUGAUCAUUCGCACAGCGGGCGCUUUGGUGAACCUAGCUCUGGAGUUUGUGGCGCAGCCAAUUCUCACCAAGUUUACCGGCCACGACGCGAAAUGGCCUCAAGUGAACUGUCGAGACCUGGUCCUCACGAUUGUUGGGACCUUCUUCGCAGGACUCGUGAUAUGCAGCAAGCUUCAGAGCUUUGCUUCGGCAUCCUCAGCUUCGAACUACUACGUGGGCAUUGGAGUGUGCUGCCUGUCCAUGGUCGCAUCCGGCAUUGAGCUCAUAGUUGUGAGGACGCUCAGCUCGCACCUGAAGAUGAAUGCGCUGGAGGCCAUCAUGAACAUGUCCUUGCCAGCGUCGCUCCUCCUUCUGCUGCCAGUCUUCUUCUUCCGACACUCAGUGUCAUGGCCGGUAUCGCCUCAUCUGACAGACUGGGAGGUCAUGAAGGUGGUGUGGCGGACCAGCAAAUUGGGAGUUGCCUUGGGUGUCCUGUCGGGUUUCUUCGCAACGCUUUACAACGUCAUGUUGUACACACUCAGCUCCAGCUUUCAGUCGCACGUGAUUUCGAUGGCUGGCAACUUCAACAAGGUCGCGUUGAUGUUCUUGUCCAUAUACCUGGGCAUGGAGUUGCUACCUGAUCGACCUUGGGGCGAGGUGAUGAUUGCUGGCAUUGCUGGCAAUGGGGUAGCAUUCAUGGUGAUGGGCUACUCGGAGAUUUCAGUGUUUGUGCUGUCCUUCUAG